Molecule: messenger RNA, 830 nt
Organism: Drosophila ananassae
Lineage: Eukaryota; Metazoa; Arthropoda; Insecta; Diptera; Drosophilidae
Gene: Tsen15
Exons: 4
Coding region: 352-678 (108 amino acids)
Biological process (GO): tRNA splicing, via endonucleolytic cleavage and ligation
Molecular function (GO): nucleic acid binding
Source: RefSeq, a predicted model, not a curated record
UAACCAAGUUUGAAUUUUGGCCACCAAUCAUAACAAACUCCAACAGCUGUGCGAAGCUUAACCUUUUUUAUUUAACAAAAAACAUUUCAAAAUACAUAUUUUGAAAUAAAAUACAGUCAGAAUUGAAUUAACAAAAAACCUUUAUACAUUUUUUAUUGGAAGAUCAACAAAAGCGGUGCGGAACUUUCAAAUUAGAGGCUGCCGAUCACAUUCAAUCCAUACAGCACGAUAAACUCAUUUCUCGAACACUUUUAUGUAUGAUAAAAGUUAGUAAAUGAAAUUUCUUUAACUUAACAACCUUCUCACUUACCUGGGGGAUAAAUCCAACUAUAUAAAUCAUAAAUAAACAUAAUGUUGCAGCUGAGUGAUUUUCAAACUGUUUGUCCCGACAGUUUGAGUGCCACUAUGGGCUACCAAAUCUACAAAGAUUUGAGAAACGAUCCCCAAAACGUGGACUUGCAGCCAAGCUAUGAUAAAAGCCAGAAACUCUUUUAUUUGAAGAAAGAUAAUAAGUUUUAUGUACCCGUAUUGCACACAAAACAAAUACAUUUUAGUCAGUUGCAACAAUUUAAGGAGAAAUGUGGCAGCAAUGUCAACAUAUUUCUGGCCAUAAUUGACAAUACGGGCAAUAUUUUAUACUAUGAGCUGAACCAUGGAUUUUGUGAAAAACCAAAAUAAAUAAAACUUCAUUUUAUUAAUAGCGAUAGAUACAUUUAUUCAAAAUCAUAUCAUAAAUAAAAAUUACAGUCACAACUUGAAGCUAAAAAAGUGACUGACUUAUGGUUGAAGUCGACAGCUUUAAAAUCAAAUCGGCAUAAUCAUAAUAAAAA